Lentinula edodes (shiitake mushroom) is the source of this 1234-nucleotide messenger RNA. RefSeq lists its product as uncharacterized. Bases 108 to 935 code for a protein of 275 amino acids. The transcript is spliced from 2 exons. Lineage: Eukaryota; Fungi; Basidiomycota; Agaricomycetes; Agaricales; Omphalotaceae. The record is from RefSeq and is a predicted model, not a curated record.
GGCCGCAGGUCUUCGUUGAACAUUCACCUUCCUCGUUCAACGUUGUUCACAGGCGGCACUUAUUUCACACAUUGUGGACCCUUGCUGCAUACCACGACGUCAGAAUCAUGGAAAUAUCAUCUCGCGACACCUUCGUGGCUCCUCGUUCGUCGCAGAAGCGACAUUCAUCUUCACCAUCACCACCUUCUGCUCGUACAACCCUUUCUAGACUUCAUUCCCAUUCCCGCAGCCUCGAUUUGCAGCACGAUACUGCGCUUCGCUCCAGCAAGGCUAGUUCAUAUUUUCCGACACCAGAACUAGUGAUCAAUCGCUCCAACAAAACGUCUCGCAUAAUGUCUAGCGUGAGGAAGUCACUCUUCAUUUCUCACCCCGCUACACAGAAUUCGAAGAAGCAGUUGCCUAUCGAUUCUGCAAAUGCUAUGAGCAUCUAUUCUACUCCUGCAGAGCGGACUAUUCAGCAUUCUACAAGAAUUAAACGACAGGACCCUUAUGCGUCUCCCCCGUCUAUUGAGCAGAUAGCUAUGGGUCUUCACAUAUCUCGAACACCACAUCUUCGUCCUCCACCCGUAUCAAACAAUCUCUUCCCGGGAGAUCAUACCCCGAUUCCCCUACCCCCUCCUCCUUCUCGCUCUGCGAUGAAAAAAACUGGCCAACCAAAUUCAUUACCCCCUUCACUCGAUCCUCAUUCAGUCUCCUCCACGACCAUUGCCUCUUCCAAUCUUCCUCCUACUCCGCGAUCCAAUCGCUCACUGCUCUCCCUCAAGUUACGCAUGUCGCGUCUAUUGUCCUCUAACCAAUCUUCUUCCAUGCCACCUUCGACAUUACCAUCACCUACUGCAUCUUCUCAAGAUACUGCGACGAAUUUCGUGCCUCCUAGGAAGGCGGUACGCUUUUCAACGUCGACCUUGGACUUGAGCGGUCGCGAUGAACAAUAAUUUGCGCAUUUCGAAUUUUCCGUGUCAUCUGGUGUACCAGUCGACAUAUUAUCAUUAUUGCUUAUUUGCAUUGUUAAAGGACGGAAUUGCUUUAGAUUGGCAAUACGCUUCGAAACACUCGCGUCAUUCCACAUGUAAUGUUUCUAUGUUACAAUCACAUCUUCAUGUAUAUCUAUCACGAUGCUACUGUAGUACUACCACGUACACAUAUUUCAGAAAUAGUUUUAUCCAUAAAACGUUCAACCUGAUUCAUGGCCUGGACUGCACUAUGUGACGUAAUCUGCCCAAAAUUUGUUUCC